AUGCAACCCUGUAUUAGAUUACUAGGACGUUCAGCCUGGAAAGGCCCAAAUAUUGUACCAUUACCGAUCAAAGAAGCAAUGGCUAAAGGUUCACCAAUAAGAACAAAUGCUCGAGCUGCUACCAUAUUACCACAAUUUGUUGGUUUAAAAUUCCAAAUUCACAAUGGUAAAGAAUAUUUACAGGUAGAAAUCACUGAGGAUAUGGUUGGUAAUAAGUUAGGCGAAUUUGCUCCAACAAGAAAGAGAUUCAGAUACACACAAACUAAAAAUAAAUGA
Molecule: messenger RNA, 276 nt
Organism: Saccharomycodes ludwigii
Lineage: Eukaryota; Fungi; Ascomycota; Saccharomycetes; Saccharomycodales; Saccharomycodaceae
Gene: RSM19
Product: mitochondrial 37S ribosomal protein uS19m
Exons: 1
Coding region: 1-276 (91 amino acids)
Biological process (GO): ribosomal small subunit assembly; translation
Cellular component (GO): cytosolic small ribosomal subunit; ribosome
Molecular function (GO): structural constituent of ribosome; RNA binding
Source: RefSeq, a predicted model, not a curated record